UCUUCUUCAGCAGCCAUAGAGAUACACGUCAAAUUACUCGAGAGUAUCUAUCAGCCCCGUAACCUGCUACAUUCAUCGAUAAACAAGGUCCAUCUCCUACCUGACACGAGAACGGUAGCACCGUUGUCAAGCCUUCACAUCAUAACAUCACUUGCAUUAAGAGCGAUACGCAAGCAUGAUUCAAACAGCAAUCCUCCUUCUCGCGCUUCUUAACAACGCAACCGCCCAUCCUCUCAUUAAGCGCGACGAAUACGCAAUCCCAGAGACCGUCAUCAUCCUCCUCAUCAUGCUAGGCGCCGGUAUAUGUGUUUGCGUCGGCUAUGCCAUAAACGCGACCUUUGGUUUCAGGGAGGACGGCAACGGCAUGAAGCCGAUGACGCCAGAACAACAGGAAUACAUGGCUCAGGUUCGGGUUACGAACAUGAAUGGAUUGAUGGCGGAGGGUGCGAGAAGCCAUCGGGGUGGACUGAGGAGAGGGGAAGUGGUGUAUGAUUAGAGGAAAGGAGGAGACAGGAAUUUGGAGAUUUAGGACAUCUACUGCAAGUAAAGGGUAUAUUCGAGGAAGAUGGCAUACAGAAGUGCAUUGGGGCCGACACAUCAAAGCGAAUGAUGGAUAAACCCCUUCAUUCUUUGAACAUCUCCUGUAUGUUACUGUAUUCAGUUGGAUGGAAAUGUGUAAUCAUCAAUCCAGGCGCAUGAAGCUGGUGUCGCAAGGUUACAGUGUAUACGACCAUGUUUUAUGGAUCU
This is a messenger RNA of Alternaria alternata, 747 nucleotides long. RefSeq lists its product as hypothetical. NCBI's taxonomy places the organism in Eukaryota, Fungi, Ascomycota, Dothideomycetes, Pleosporales, Pleosporaceae. The transcript has a single exon. Bases 176 to 496 code for a protein of 106 amino acids. The record is from RefSeq and is a predicted model, not a curated record.